AUGGCACGAGGCACUUUCGUUUUCAUUUCUACUGCGAUUGCAUUGUUCCUGACAGCAGCCGUAACCAAUGCAGCACCAGCUGUUGAUUCUCGUCUUGAAAACACUGAUACCAAGAUCACCAAAGCUUCCUAUGAUAUCUCCAAUGUCCACAAGUUGACACGACGUGAAGAUCGUAGCGACCAACAACAUCGUGACGUAAACGCUGAUAUCGUUGAGGAUGAACGUGAUCAUCAAGAGGCUGACGAAGAAGAAACCGAGGAAUAUGGACCUAAAGAACGACACCCAAAGCGUGAAGAUCGUAGUGACCAACAAGAUCGUGAUAAAAAGGCUGAUGUUGAUGAAGAAGAACGCGAGGAAUACGGGCCUAAAGAACAUCACAAAAAGCGUGAGGACCGUAGUGACCAACAAGAUCGUGAUAAAAAGGCUGAUGUUGAUGAAGAAGAACCUGAAGAACAUCACAAAAAGCGCGAGGACCGUAGCGACCAACAACACCGUGAUGUAAACGCUGAUAUCGUUGAGGAUGAACGUGAUCAUCAAGAGGUUGACGAAGAAGAAGCCGAGGAAUACGGACCUAAAGAACGACACCCAAAGCGUGAAGACCGUAGCGACCAACACGAUCGUGAUCGAUACAAGAAAACUGAAAAAGAAGAGAGUGAAGAGGAAGAAGAGGAGGAAGAAGAGGAAGAGGAAGAGGAAGACCAUGGCCGGGAUGGCGAAGCAUAA
Molecule: messenger RNA, 723 nt
Organism: Lichtheimia ornata
Lineage: Eukaryota; Fungi; Mucoromycota; Mucoromycetes; Mucorales; Lichtheimiaceae
Exons: 1
Coding region: 1-723 (240 amino acids)
Source: RefSeq, a predicted model, not a curated record